CUCCGAUUCUCCCCUCAAGCCCAGUAAUCAACCCGUCACUACGUUCUCCCUCAAACAGAUCCGCUUCUGUUCUCACCUCGCAGCGCCGCACCACGGAACCACGCCGGCCGGCGAGCACCACCGGCAUCCAGGCGGCGGCUAAACGGAAAGCGGCGAAGGCAGUUUCAGGAUGGGUACCGAGGACUCUAAAGAUAUGCUGAAGAAUGCGGACUGGAAAACAGUGAGUGGUCCAGUGAUUACUGAGUCAAGCCAGCCAAUUGUUAAGAAGCGUCUUCCAAAGAAAAUCAGACAAGUCCCCGAGUGUUACUUUCUGCCCCGGCGAUCUCUACCUUCUGCAUUGGCAAUCUAUGGUGCUGUUUGUGCCGCUGGAGUUGGUGCAGGAAUGUUGCUUGAGGUUUGGAUAAACAAAAAGAUCAAAGAGGAUGGUGGCGUUGUCUGGGAGAUGGGCAAAUGAUGCUCAUGCACCUUGAGUUGGUAACAAUCUGUUUUGGGAUACCCACUCUUAUGCUGCUUAAUUAAGCUAUACCGCAGAAAUAAGCGUAGAUUUGUUGUUUCAGACUAUCUGUUGACGUCGUGACAAAAGCAAACAAUGUUUUCCAGUGUAUUGUCACAACAUUGUCCCUGUGUUUCUGACUUGGUUGUACAAGCUGUGUGAUGCUUCAAACUUUAUACAGUAUUAGGCAAGCAAGCUGAAAACUAGUCAUCAACGCA
Messenger RNA from Aegilops tauschii subsp. strangulata, 711 nucleotides. The record is from RefSeq and is a predicted model, not a curated record. NCBI's taxonomy places the organism in Eukaryota, Viridiplantae, Streptophyta, Magnoliopsida, Poales, Poaceae.